AUGUCCUCUUCAUCUCCACCGACUUCUUCACUCUCCGCUCGAGAGCAACUUUUCUCCGCUUCUUCUUCACGUCAUCCCAGUCAACAUGUGAUAAAUGUUCCGAUCAGUGCACCAUGGUAUUCACGUGAUCCGAUUGUCAACUCCGAGCCGCCGUCCAUUCAAACCUCCGUACCCCGUCUAUCGAAUACGUCCAAAUAUUCUCCCAACUCGUAUCGGAUCUCGUUCGACGAAUACACGGUACCUCAUCCAUCACAAAUGCGCGACCAUCUCCAUUUCAAUAUUGACUUGUCUCAUGAUAUGCCACUCUACAUUUCUCGUCGCUAG
Molecule: messenger RNA, 324 nt
Organism: Caenorhabditis remanei
Lineage: Eukaryota; Metazoa; Nematoda; Chromadorea; Rhabditida; Rhabditidae
Exons: 2
Coding region: 1-324 (107 amino acids)
Source: RefSeq, a predicted model, not a curated record